This is a messenger RNA of Racocetra persica, 586 nucleotides long. The record is from the annotation of a GenBank genome assembly. NCBI's taxonomy places the organism in Eukaryota, Fungi, Glomeromycota, Glomeromycetes, Diversisporales, Gigasporaceae.
GCAGCAACUUAAAGCUGCUAGGGCCAAUAAGCAUGCAAAGCAUGCAAAUUAUGAAAAUCUGGAUGACUAUAUUUGGUCGGAUAAUAAUAUUGAUGAAAGGUCUUCUGAUUAUUUUGCUGUUUUAUUGAUAGCAGCGGAACUAAAGAAGGCUGUACAAAAUACUCGACCUAUCACUGCAUACUUACCUCCUGCCUUAACAUCUUCUAACGUUGCCUCGGCUUCGACUUCUACUUUUGGAUUGUCAACAGAAUUAUAUGCGCCAACUGAAGUAGAAUCAAUAGGAAGUGAAUCAAUAGAGGUGGAAUCAAUUGAGGUAGAAUUGGUGGAAUCAAUGGAGGUGAAAUUAGUGGAAUCAAUGGAGGCGAAAUUGGUGGAAUCAAUAGAGACAGAAUUGGUAGAAUCAAUUGAGACGGAAUUAGUGGAAUCAUUGAAGGUGGAAUUGGUGGAAUCAAUGGAGGUAGAAUUGGUGGAACCAACAGCAGAUGCAUCAGCUGAAAUUGAUGAGAAAACAACAAUGAGGUUAGCAAUUGAGGAGCUAGAUGGUUUAUUAAAAAAAAAUGACAAUCAAAUAGAUAAAGGUGUAAGG